CCACUUCCACCCCCCUUUCCUCCUUCCACAAAAACGUUAGACGAAGGCUACAAUCCUAUUCUCUUAUCUCUUGCUUUCGGUCUUUGGGUGAUAUGUCUGGAGAAAAUAACUGUGACUCACCUGCGGACGCCGUAACAGAGGCUGCUGUCCUUAAGGCCUUUGGUACCAGAACUCCCCCGGCCGGUGCGCAAAAGAAGCCCCCGCAAGAAAACUCAGCUCCUUCUGCAUCAAGCUCAAUGAAAACGUCAUCCGCUCCAACCGAGCCCGGAAAGCUUUCAGCCAAGGAGCUCAAAGAAAAGAGAAAGCGAGAGAAAGCCGAUCGUCGUCAACAAGCUAAAUCUAAUACUCCUGCUACUCCUCAGCGCCCGCAAAAACCUCAACCACCCAAGAAGGAGGUUCAGGGUAAGGGGAAAAAGGGAGUCCAGCCCACUGUGGCCCACGACUCUGGUAUUGUCAAGACCAUUUAUAGCCAACAGCCCAGCAAAAUUCCCGCUGGAGGAAGAGAACAGGAGACCGUUCUCGGGACAAGGGAUAAGGAUCUUCCGGGUCUUAUGAAAGAGUUGGAGAUUGAGCAGCAUGAGAAAAAGAAGAAGCCUGUGUUCGGGAUAAACAAUGCCCAUCCCGAUGUUCACCCCGCAAUCCUUACAUUGGGUGUGCAGAUGAAUCAAUUCAUUCUUGUCGGAAGUAGUGCCCGGUGUUUGGGAUUUAUGUUGGCGAUGAAACGACUAAUUAAUGAUUAUGAAUGCCCCGCCGGGGCAACUAUAAGUCGUCACCUUCCUGGCCACUACUUCUCUCGUCAGAUCGAUUACCUCAUCUCAGCGCGUCCUAUGUCGACUGCUUUGGGAAACUCUAUUCGCUGGCUUAAGACAGAAAUUGCCGCUAUUUCCCCCGAGCUCUCGGAAGAAGCAGCGAAGAAGCUCCUCUGUGAGAAGAUUGAUGUUUUUAUUCGCGAACGUAUUACUGCUGCUAGUGAGGUGAUCGUGAAUACCACUGCCGGUCGUUACAUCAGCGAUGGUGAUACGAUUCUUACCUUCUCCAAGUCUUCAGUGAUUGAGAGGUCUCUACUCGAAGCACAUUCUCGCGGAAUGAGCUUCAAAGUGCUUGUCGCAGAUAGCAGUCAUUUAUUCGAAGGAAAGAAUUCGUUAACUACGUUGGUGAGAGCUGGGGUUGAUGUUGAGUAUAUCAAAAUGGUACUCGUCGAACAAUAUAUGGGCGGUGUCACAAGAGUUCUUCUGGGGGCUCAUUCCCUUCAGGCUAAUGGGUCUCUCUACUCACGUGCUGGAUGUUCCAUGAUUGCCCGCUCUGCCUCUCAGAAAGGGAUCCCUGUGAUCGUUUGCUGUGAGAGCAUCAAGUUCUCAGAGAAGUUCACCUCGGGUGGAAUUAUUGGAAAUGAAUUUGGUGACACCGAUAUAAUUGCCCCUGACAACAAUUGCGAUAACGGCGGGGUCUUCGGGGGAUGGCGUAACCAGUCCACUACCAGCCUCUCUAGUUUUAUGUUUGACACCACUCCGGCCAAGUAUAUCAAAGCCGUCAUCUCUGAACACGGCACGCUGGGACCAACCAACUGCCCCAAUGUCCUGAGGGCAAAUAGCAGUUCUGCACCACUGAAGUAGGCUUGAAUAUGGCCUAUUUGACCACAUCUUCAUUUGAUUUGUUAACACUCUUUCUUCGCCUGUAUGGCGAGUUUAUGUGGCAUAUCGCUAUUAUUAUAUCUAUAGUAGCUCAUGACUUUCUUUCUUUUCUUGUAUUCACCUACAGGUUUCUUUUCAAUGAUCAUCUCUUGUAUUUUUGUCAUGUCAGUCUUGAUUCGUCUUGUGAGCCUGAUUAUUU
Messenger RNA from Tuber melanosporum (Perigord truffle), 1830 nucleotides. RefSeq lists its product as uncharacterized. The transcript is spliced from 3 exons. Bases 93 to 1613 code for a protein of 506 amino acids. The record is from RefSeq and is a predicted model, not a curated record. Lineage: Eukaryota; Fungi; Ascomycota; Pezizomycetes; Pezizales; Tuberaceae.